UUCGUCAUCAGCGUCGCGUCAGUGCAGUGAUGGAGGCCGAGAGCGGAGCGCGGGAGCGGGGCAGUGCGGCGCAGAGACGCGCGGAGGUGCGCAGGAGGAGGUUACUGCUGAACUCAGAGGAGCGCAUGAAGAAGAUCGUGGGCUUCAGCCAGACCGAGGCGGACAGCAGGCCCAGAGUCCUGGAGCCGCGGUUCCACCUGGAUCUGGAGCGGAGCGAGCCCUGGUCCUCCUCCAGUUCUCCGGUGGGUGUCUCUGAAGCGUCUGAGAGGAGCGGUGAGGAUGAGGAGCACUCGGUGUCUCCUCGCAGGGGUCUGCAGGAGUAUCUGUCCUGCUUCGAUGAUGCCCUGAAGCUGCGAGGACAGCUGUCCGCUGAGAAGCCGUCUCCGGUCAGCGCCGAGGACGAGGAGCUGGACUCGUUCCGUGUGUUCCGGCUCGUCUGCAGCGUGGCUCUGGCCGUCUGCGUGCGCAUCUUCAUGUGUCAGUAUCUGUCCAUCUUCGCACCGUUCCUCACUCUGGAGCUGGGCUUCAUGGGACUGCACAAGUACUUCCCCAAGGUGCAGAGGAAGUCUCGGAGCACGGUGCUGACGGCGGCGCUCCUGCUGUCAGGGAUCCCUGCUGAAGUCAUCAGCCGCUCCAUGGACACCUACAGGAAGAUGAGCGACGUCUUCUCGGACCUCUGCGUCUACUUCUUCAGCUUCAUCAUGUGUCACGAGCUGCUGCUGCUGACCUCUGACCUCUGACCUUCCGUCCAGCUCCUGCAUCUCAGCACACAUUUAACGUCCUCCUCAGCGGUAUGAAUCUCAUUUGACGUAGUGUUCAUCAGUUAGAGAUUCUGACCGCUGUGAAACUAGUGAAGCUGCGACUGAAUCAUGUUUCACCACCAAAUCCAAAGAAAUUCAAGCCUGUUUUUGGGACCAUAAGGCAAUAGUUCAGCCAAAAAUGAACGCUAGCUGUAAAUGUGUUCACUCUCGGUCCGUCCCAGAUCAGGAGGAGUGUGUGUCUUCAUCAGGUUUGUAGAAAUGUAGCACUGCAUCAGUGUCUCAUCAAUGGAUGCUCUGCAGUGAAUGGGUGCCGUCAGAAUGAGAGUCUGAUAAAAACAUCACAAUAAUCCACAGCACUCCAGUCCAUCAGUGAACAUCUGGAGAAGACAUUUUUGGCUGAAUUAUUCCUGUCAUCUGUUUCUCAUGGUGACGUGAUCCAGAUGAAUGAAUCCCAGCAGCGUGAGUGAAGGAUGACGCCGGUUCCUGAGCAGUGUUCUUGUGUUGUUUGUGCACACAGACAGUCUGCUCUCACUAGAUCUGUAUACGAGGUCCAGAGCUGAUCACUAAUGGCCAUGACGAGGUGACUCCUGAGUGUUCAUGUGCUGCAGGUCUUCAGACAUCACUGAUGCUGGUCUGCAUGAUCUGUGAUCUGUAUUUAAUUGAAUGUGAAUGCCGUUCUGUUCUGUGGAUUUGGGCAGCAGAUGACGUGUAACACUGUUUCUCAUGUAUGACAGAGGUUUAGUUUCUCUCAGUGAUAUGAACUCUGACACAUGGCUGCCUGUGAUUGUAAUAAUAUCUUUGAUUAUGUACAGUUGGAGGGAGAAGCUACUGUGAACACAAUAAACAUCAGUGUGUCCUUCA
Molecule: messenger RNA, 1622 nt
Organism: Carassius gibelio (silver crucian carp)
Lineage: Eukaryota; Metazoa; Chordata; Actinopteri; Cypriniformes; Cyprinidae
Product: guided entry of tail-anchored proteins factor CAMLG
Exons: 4
Coding region: 30-740 (236 amino acids)
Biological process (GO): tail-anchored membrane protein insertion into ER membrane
Cellular component (GO): GET complex
Source: RefSeq, a predicted model, not a curated record